AUGUCGUUUACCCUGUUCACCAAGGGAAAGGAGAAGGAGAGGAAGAAGGACAAGACCAUUAAAAUCCCCCGGCUACUCCGGUUUCGCGCGGGUCGGGAAGCCACCACAAGCUCUUUGGCUACGGCGGGAGCGACGUCCACGGUCGCGGGAACCACGGGAAAGGCAUCAGUAACGCGAUCCUCAGAAGUGCUCCCUACAUCUGGGGACAGCCGUCUCAUCCAAGAGGUGGAUGCCUUGUCGACGGCAUUGAUCCUGAUGGGAAACGCGUCCACGAAUGCAGCGAGGGCCGUCGAGAUACUGGGCGAGAUCCAGGAGGUGCUCAACGUCGCUGAAAAGGGGACUGUGGACGCGUUGAACGACGACAUCUCCCUUGAGACAUUUAAUGGUGCGGCUGCCGUUUAUCGGAACAGCUCCUGGCCGACGAAUCUAGUCUGGCAUGAACCAUCAUCCACCUUUGCGACGGCUGCAACUGAAGAAGCGCCACCCACACUUAUAAUGCCCCUUAUGCAACUGGCCGCACAUGCCUGUCAUCAGGUAUAUAUCCGUCCAGACUGCGCACUUGAUGUAGCGAUACAUCCGUCAGAUGUUGAAAGGGUAGACAGUCUUGUUGGGGAACCCCGAGAAAUCCGAUUACCCCGUUCGAGGACCGGACUAGAGAAACCCACGGAUAUCAAGUUUGUCCUGGAUGAACGCCAUGGUGAUGAGGGAGGUACGAUUGUCGUUGCUAUUAUGGGGAGUCGGACGUGGAUGGAUUGGGUCGUUAAUUUUGACUGUAACCCAGUCGAUAUGCAGGAGGACCUGGGAUUAGCAGGGAGGAAGGUCCAUUCCGGGUUGUUCUCUGUCGCGGUUCUUAUGAGAAAACGCAUUUCCACUGCCCUGAGAGCACAUCUUGCAAAUCGAAGAGGGGGAGUGAAGCCGCGGCUGCUCCUGACGGGUCAUUCGGCGGGCGGUGCUGUCGCUGCCCUCUGCUGGGACUUCCUGGUCCGAAGCAAAUACACCGGCCGCCAAGAACAGCAGCAUAUGUCCAUAGAACUUGGAGUUGCCUUCGAAUCCAUCCACUGCAUCACCUUUGGAGCCCCGCCGGUGACCUCGCCGCCUCUUACGCCACGAUCGUUCUCUCCGAAUGACCCCGUGGACUUCAUCCUCUCGGUCGUUAACGAAGGCGAUCCCAUUCCACGUACAGACUUCGAUUAUGUCAAAACACUGUUCCAUCUCGCCACUCGUCUAGGCACUCACAAUCCUGAUUUCGUCGGGAGUUUGCUUCAACUGGCCCCAAUGCAACUCGCCAACGCCUUCCCUAUUCUGGGCCUUCGUGUCACGGAGCCCGUCGGCGGACGUGAGCAAGUCCGUGGGGUCUUCGUCGAAAGUCAUAUCAUGGAGAAGACGCUAGCGGUUAACCCGGCCGCGCACCACAUGAGCGUGUACGCCGCCAAUGUCAAUGCGUUCGCCAACCAAGACAUUCCGUCUUUGAAAGCUAAGAGAUUCUUCAGUCGUCGGAGUGUCCGCGAGACCUCUCUUGCUACGAACAACUACGACGAGGACGACGGCUGGGAAGGGUUUGACGACUGGUUUGAUGCCGGGGACUUGGACAGUCCCGAGAAGUGGCUUAUUGCCGGCAUGGUCGACGGAGAGUGGCAUAGUUGUAUCACUGGUUUCUGGGUGCGACAGCAACAGUCUCCAGUGGCAGCGUUCCAUCAGGCGUCAAAUGACCUCAUAGGGCGAUUCAGAACUGACCUUAACGAGCUGGAGGGGACAUUAAGUCCAGAUGAUUUGCAGAGUCAAGUACAUGCUCUGGCAAGCCAGUUACGAGGCAUGCUCUCGGUCCUCGGCACGAACGAUAAUCAUGCCAACCAAGACGAAGGACAUGACCUACGUCCAUGA
This is a messenger RNA of Aspergillus pseudoviridinutans, 1881 nucleotides long. Its product is annotated as lipase family protein. The record is from RefSeq and is a predicted model, not a curated record. Lineage: Eukaryota; Fungi; Ascomycota; Eurotiomycetes; Eurotiales; Aspergillaceae. Bases 1 to 1881 code for a protein of 626 amino acids. The transcript has 5 exons. Gene Ontology annotation, biological process: lipid metabolic process.